AAUGGCAGGGUUGCGUUCCAGAAUAAGUCCCAUUACGCUGUUGCUUUCGAUACUUUCGAUACAUUCGAUACUUUUGCUUCAAAGUUGUCGGGCGGAAAAACCCUACAGCGUGGAGCUAAACACCUUUACGAUGGACGAAGCCAUCGAAAAUCAGGAAAACUGGGUGGACUGGGGAACGCUGAGUAUGAAAAAGGUCUCACGAAAUAAAUUUGUGGUGAACGGCGACUUUGAAUUCAAGCUCAAUAUGGCCGAUGAGCAGAAGAUUCUUCUGAUGGUUUACGUCUACGAUUCCAAUGCCAAUCAGCGGGGUUCCAUGGUAAUGGCUCUUAAGAAACCAUUUUGUCAGUUCAUCAAAGAAGAUGAGGACUCGUAUCCAAGCAUACAAAAGGCAUCCAAUUUACCGGAUCAGGAUACCUGCCCAUUUCCGAAAGGCAAAUAUACCAUCGAUAAUUACGAAAUGGAGACCAAUUUUCUGCCGGACAAUGCACCCAAAGGCGACUAUCUGCUGCAGUUAUCCUUGUUGGAUAAUGAGGUUCCAGUGGCUGGGCUUGUGUCUACUGUUACCCUCAGUUAAGGGCAUCUGAAGUGUUCUUUGGUUUUCUAUUUUUUUUUUAUAUUUAGUGAUGUUCCGGGUGGAUCCAUAUGACACGACAAGCGUUCUUCUUCAUACUUAUGUUUACUUUUACCUCGAAAAUCAAUAUAAUAACUUCACUUUCAAAG
Molecule: messenger RNA, 720 nt
Organism: Drosophila erecta
Lineage: Eukaryota; Metazoa; Arthropoda; Insecta; Diptera; Drosophilidae
Gene: CheA7a
Exons: 2
Coding region: 2-574 (190 amino acids)
Source: RefSeq, a predicted model, not a curated record